GCGGUUUGUGUGUGCAUGCGCGUGUGUGUUUGCGUGUGCCAAGUUUGUGAGAUUGGAAGCCUGCGCGCGCGCGCGUGCUGUACGAGUACUUGACACGCGAUCAGUACUUUCCGUGUGUUUGUCUCCCUCCUCUCCUCUCCGCGCAGCAGCAGCGGCCGCUGAGGUGGGCGUGCGGACCCUCUGACCCUCUCUCGCCCACUCUUCCUCCGUCUCUCCCUCUUCGCAGCAGCGACAGGGGGGCUAUGGAUGGACUGCGUUUACCUCCACUCAUAGAGGAGGCUUUGGACUCCACAGAUGACCCCUGUGAUCUGAAAGCCGAGAGCAGCCCCAACAUGGACAACGAGAUAACCGCCAAGGAGCGAGGAGUCCUGGAGGAGAACAACGAGAAAGAGGAGAUGGACCAGGAGAGAUCUCAGGAGGAAGAGGGGGAAGAAAAGAAACUGAAAGAGGAGGAAGGUGAAGGGGAGGAGAAGAGGAAGAAGGAGCAAGAGUCGCUGACUGAGGAGCAGGAGCUGGAGGAGCUCAGGGCGCAGGUGCUGCAGCUGCUGCUGGAGCUGGAGGAGGCCAGAGAGACCUCCAACAAACAUCAGGAGAGCUUCCACGAGCUGCAAGGUCUGUUGGAGGAUGAGCGUCUGGCAAGUGCCCAUCAGGCUGAGGCAUUCACACGGCAGAUCCAGAAUCUGCAAGCCCAGCUGCGCUCUGUGCAGGAGGAGAUGUACAGCCUGGAGGAGGAGAAGGAGAGCGAGCUGGCCGAGGCCCAGGAGGAGCUGCGCACGGCUCAGGAGGAGGUGCUCCUGCUCCAGCAGGCCGCUGAGGAGGCAGCGGCGGAGAGGGAGAACGACAUCGCCUCACUGCAGGAAGAGCUGUGUCGCCGGCGGGCCGAACUCCAGCGCCUAAGUGAAGAAACCCAGGAGUACGAGCUGGAGAUAACCACGCUCAGGGCCGAAAUCAGCAUGAAGAGCCAGCGCAGGGAGGCCGAGAGGAGAGAGGGUGACGUCGACCUGCUAAAGGAGGAGUGCCGUAUGCUGAGGGAGGAGUGUCAGACCCUGAAGGAGGACAACAGACGGCUCUCCGAGAGGCUGCAGCUGCUGCAAAGACAGAGGACAUGCUCUAGCGUCUACCUGUCGCUGAAAGAGGAAGACGCGGGGGAGGGCACAGAGGGAAAGGAGAUGGAGACCGGCUCAGAUGAGGUCAUGACAGAGAGCUACAUGACCAUGGCCCAGUCUGAGAACUGUCGUCUGGUGGACGCCUCCAUCCAGAAGAACAUCUCAUUCGAUGGGAAGCCGAUGACGCCGACGAGCUGGACCGGAGGGAUCGGGGAGAUCUUCUCGCUGAGAGACCAGCUGAAACAGGCUGAGGAGAAGGCCUCACAAGUUCAGAGAGAGUGUGAGGGUCUGAAGAUGGAGCUGCAGGAGUUGCAGGUACUGUAUGACAGCAGUCAGAGGGAGAGGGCAGAGCUGGAGGAGGAGCUGCAGCGCUGCAAGGCAGAGCUGGAGAAGCUGUCGGGGGGGACGCAGGGGAGUGAGGUAGGUUGGAGCUCCAUUGUGACUAUCACUGCAGCCACAGCUGUGCUUCUAGUGAUGACUAGCUUAUUGAGAGCCCUCGUCCGAUUCUGACUGGAUGGGUAACAACCGCACGGGACGAACGUCUGCUUCAGACCAGCCCUCACGUCUCCUGCCAUGUCUAUAUCGAGUCACCCGGAAUGAUCUAAAUGUGAUAGAAGUGACAACUUUGUAGUAGAAACACCUACGGGGAAACCUUUAUCUCUAACGUGACGGUACUACAUGCACGCACAGGCUGAGAAAGAUGCGCCCGGCAUCACUCAAGGCUGAAGACGACAAUGAGCUGACCUGCAGACAGUGCACACAAGGACUGUCCUUUAAAUGUAUGCUAGUGCUGUGUCAUUCCUCUUCUGUGUCAGUGAAUAUGAUUUUUUUUUCUCUUUUAACUAUGUGACAAAUUAUGUUUUUCAGUA
Molecule: messenger RNA, 1975 nt
Organism: Pundamilia nyererei
Lineage: Eukaryota; Metazoa; Chordata; Actinopteri; Cichliformes; Cichlidae
Product: coiled-coil domain-containing protein 136-like
Exons: 8
Coding region: 243-1616 (457 amino acids)
Biological process (GO): acrosome assembly; single fertilization
Cellular component (GO): acrosomal membrane
Source: RefSeq, a predicted model, not a curated record